AUGGAUGUGUUCCUUUCCAGGGUGACGCAGCAGGCGAUGAACUAUGCGAUCCGGUCUGGAAUUACCAUUACUGCUGGAUAUGCCAUCCGCCAGUCCGCAAAGUUGCUGAAGACUGUGAGCGAUUCCGAGCGAGUUGAACUACAAACACUCCAGGAACGUUUGCAGAGCAAAAUAAAAAUAAUAUCCCCGGCCAUUGACAUGAUCGAAUUGAUAGCUGCCCGUGGUAAUACCUCUCUUGAAUCCGCUUUGGCACUUACCAAGUCUUUGAGGUGGGAUAUUCAAAACCUUGGUCUGCGACUGUCGAAAGCUGUGUCCGUGGAGGAAUUAUAUCGAAAAGGAGCAAUCUCAGUCACGGGCCGCACAAAACUUGAUGGCGAGAUAAAAUCCAUAAUCAAGGAUAUCCGAAACCUCCUUCAGAGGAUUGAGGAUGCAGUGCCACUAAUUAACCUCGCCAUUACUACUUCUGGAGCUAAUUUAUCAACAUCCCUUCCCUCAACGGUAUCACCAUCUCGAUUACUCCAGGCCAGUACAUUUUUGACGAGCGGCGAUACGCAAUACUCCAUGUCUCCAUCACAGCCUGUGCAGAUUGGACCGACAUUUACGCUAUCAGUGUACAUGUUGUUUUCAGGGCACAUCCGUCCUGUGGAUGAAGAGAGUGUCCGAAACACUACUUGGAAAGAGGUAAUCCACAAAGCGCGGGUUAAAUUACGGCGUGUAUCUAUGGAUAUGAUAUUUCCAUCCUAUAGGAAUCUACAUCGUCAGCACGACCUUACUAAGGUGAGAGAUAUCCGUGAAGAGGCCAGGAAAGAUGAAUUUGCGUACCAAAUCCUCAUUAUUGAAGAUCUUGAUGAUGGCCGCGUGCAUACCGAUGUCGAAAAUAUGGGAAGUUAUGAAGAUGUCGAUCUUGCAGGAAUCAGAGAGAUAAUUCCUAUCCAUGAGAUCUCGAAGAUAUUCUACGCUGAUACUGGCAAGAUUCUUAAUAUUGGAAGUGAGGGAGAAACGAACAAUCCUAUAUUACUUCUGAAACGGGACACCAAUGCUAUCCCGCCUAGGCGUAUGAUGGAUCAACGGGACUCCGAUUUUACUGAUUUUGAAGAAGAGGAGACCGGUGAAAACUCAGGGGAUGAGGAACAAUCCCAUCUUGACGCACAACUUCUGGGAGGUGAUUCUUCAUCCGCUCACCUAGAUGACCAAAGUGAAUCUCAGAAAUACAAAUUUCCGAGAGGCCUAGAUCUCGAAUGGAUUGCAUUUGAGGUCCACGACGAAAACGAGGAUUCAGACUCCGAAACCGAAGCCGAAUCCGACCUGGAGUCUCCCGCUGAUGCAUCAACUUCAACCUCAGGCUCAACUCGCAAGCCAUGCUCCAUAUCCGUAGAACCACAACUAUCAGAGAAAAUCGCACAAUUGCACCUCCGUGGGGACGACAAAUCAUCGCCCGCCCCAUCACUCCCACCCACUCCACAUCGACAACUGACAACCCAGCCAUCUUCCCAACCCCUACUCCAGCAACCCACUCUCUCCAACCCCCUCUUUAACCACAUCCGCACCUCUCUUUCUCUCCUCGAAACGCUCCUCCGCCUAACCUCCCUCCAGCAAUUCCAACAACAAUCCCACCUUUCCAUUACUGACGAGCUCUUAAACUUCUUUUUGGAGGAAUCCUCCGCAACCGGCGCAGGUGGUGACGAACACCAUCGCCAACGUGUCCGCGCCGAAGCCCGCCGCAAAGUGGGUUGGGACCCGUAUAACGAAAGCCCUCUGAAACGGCAUGGUGAAGAAUACCAAUACAACGGCGCGGACGCUGAGUUUGAACAGGGGUCUACAAAGCUAUCUCCUAGCCCCGUAGCGUGGAAUACUAGAGUAGCAGCUGAAUGGAGUCUGCCGCUUAAGGGCACGUACCCGGGAUCGCCUACUGAAAGUCAACUGCCCGGCUCACGCAGGAGGUCCCGUCGUUCAACAACGCCCCUAGAAUAUCCCAUAGAUUCUUCAGCGCCAGAGUCACCAUCCAUACGCGCUGCCCGUAACGGGGGUUGGCGACCUGAGAUACUUAGAAGGCAGCAACUACAGCGGAGAGAGGGCAGUCAACUGGUCCGUCCGGAAACGGGGCAAACGGAUCAAGAGCUAGGUGCUAGUCCUGCUUCGAUACGAGAGACUUCAAGGGAAGGGUUGGGUAGUUAG
Messenger RNA from Histoplasma mississippiense, 2175 nucleotides. RefSeq lists its product as hypothetical. The transcript is spliced from 6 exons. Lineage: Eukaryota; Fungi; Ascomycota; Eurotiomycetes; Onygenales; Ajellomycetaceae. The record is from RefSeq and is a predicted model, not a curated record. The coding region runs from base 1 to 2175 and encodes 724 amino acids. Gene Ontology annotation, cellular component: cytoplasm; nucleus. Gene Ontology annotation, molecular function: GTPase regulator activity.